Brassica rapa (field mustard) is the source of this 5576-nucleotide messenger RNA. Its product is annotated as glutathione S-transferase T3-like. NCBI's taxonomy places the organism in Eukaryota, Viridiplantae, Streptophyta, Magnoliopsida, Brassicales, Brassicaceae. The record is from RefSeq and is a predicted model, not a curated record.
AAAUACCCAUAUUCUCAAAUACCCUUUAAUCUCAAAUACCCCUAUUCUCAAAUACCUUUUAAUCUCAAAUACCCUUUUAAUCUCAAAUACCCCUAUUCUCAAAAUACCUCUUUAAUCUCAAAUACCCCUAUUCUCAAAUAUUCUUUAUUCUCAAAUACCCCUAUUCUCAAAUACUCUUUUAAUCUCAAAUACCCAUAUUCUCAAAUACUAUUUAAUCUCAAAUACCCUAUUCUCAAAAUACCCCUAUUCUCAAAAUACCCCUUUAAUCUCAAAUACUCAUAUUUUCAAAUACUAUUUAAUCUCAAAUACUCCUAUUCUCAAAUACCCAUUUAAUCUCAAAUACCCUUAUUUUCAAAUACCCCUUUAAUCUCAAAUACUCCUAUUCUCAAAUACUCCUUUAAUCUCAAAUACCCAUUAAUCUCAAAUAUCCUUAAUCUCAAAUACUUAUUAAUCUAAAAUAUCCCUAAUCUCAAAUACCCUUUAAUCUCAAAUACCCCUAAUCUCAAAUACUAUUUAAUCCCAUAUACCCUUUAAUCUCAAAUAACUCUUAAUCCCAAAUACCUCUAAUUUCAAAUAUCCAUUAAUCGCAAAUAACCCUAACCUCGUAUACCCUUAUUCUCAAAUACCUUUUAAUCACUUAUACCCUCUAAACUCAAAUACAUUUUAAUCCCACAUCCUCUUAAUCUUAAAUACCCAUUAAUUUCAUAUACCCCUUAAUUCUAUAUACCCUUAAUGGCUUAAUCCCAAUACAUGUUUAACUUGAAACUUUGUUUAAAUUAGUUUCAAAGUUAAGUUUUCAUCGUAAAAGCUUUGAAAAGGGUUUAAUAAAAAGAAAACUGUUUUUUUCUUUUGAAAAAGCUCUGUGUUGACAAAAAGUGUUUGAACUAGAAAACAUCGCUGUACCGGAACUUGUUUUGCGAGAGAGAAUACAAAACUUGAAAAUCACCAAAACCAAAAUAAAAACUCAAAAAAGAGAAAAAAAAAUGGGUUCAAAAGCGUUACCACAAACGGAGGUUGAACCAGCUUUUAUCAUCUCUCCACCGGCGUAGGAUUGAUGAGUCGAAUCCACCGCAUUCGCGGCCAUAACCUAAAUCCUCAGUCCAUACAAAACCGCAACAAAACUAUCCCGACUCUAACAGCUGCGAAGCCAUGUUACAGAGAAUCAACAAAACUCGUGUGACCUAAUUUCGCCAUGUCCAAGAACACCAAUUGCCUUCAGCGAUAAGAAACCUCAACACACAAAAAAAGUUCGUUACUUUCUUAUGAUUAUCUAAUCUGAUGGAAGCAUCUAUUUAUAUAUUCAAAAAAAAAAGUAUUACCGUUACAGCAAUAGCUUCCGAGUCAAGCAAAGCGUGUCAACUCACCGGACACGAAACGAUGUUACAGAGAAUCAAGAAAACCCUUCUAACCUACUUCGCCAUAUUCAGAAGCAUCUGAACAGCGAAAAAGAUGAUACAGAGCAAGAUCCGAGUCAACUCAAUCCGACUCGAGAUCCAACACGGACAGAUCCACCACCAGUGUGCCACGGACUCUCAUCGGAGGGCUGUUGCUUGUCGAGAUUGGACCUGAAGCAUCGAGACAGGGCUUUGGUGGUCUCGUUUAACGAAGAAGAAGGAGCGAUGAACUUGUUGGAAGAAUAACACAGGGAACCGCUUAAGGUUUGAUCCUCAGUUCGCUCGUCUCCUAAGAUGAUGAGGAUCGGAAGGGGAUGAUUUAAAGAGUUCGUAUAAUUAUUCAUCUGAUGGGAGCGUUAAUAUAUAGAUUUUGAAUUUCAAAUGAAACAAAAAUAUUACCGUUAUUCACUCAAGUCGGUUCAAAAAAAAGUAACUUGUGCAUCAAGCAAGUAACUUUUGUGGGCUUGGCCUCUCUGUUUCUGAUGUGGCCCAAGGUGAUGACGUGUCACCUAACUAGACGCGGUGGCUAAUCAAAUAUCACCGAACCAUGUCUGUAAACUUCUCUCCAAUCUCACACCAUCGUGGAUGAUUUUUUUUCAAAUUGGGUAAUUACGAUGAUCUAGUUUUGAUUUGAUUGAUUUUGACUUUGUUUUGGGGAUUAUAGACUAGUCGUGCCACGGAAAAAGGUUACUGGGGAGAUUCGUAAUGGUUCGAGGGCCGUAAGACCAUGCGCAUCAGGGGCUUUAAACGGGUUCACGGGCCCGAGUUCUAAGGCCGGAGUGAUUAAAAAACAAAUAAAAAUGGGUUUGUAUCGAUGAAACGGGCCUUACGGUUGAUCCGCUAUGAAGCGGAUUUAGCCACGCGUCAUUUCCCGGUUGGACGAAACAAACCGCGUAGAGGGGGAGGAAAGACGAGUUUCCCCGUGUCUCUUCUCAUUUUCUCUUCUCGAAACAAAAGCUAGGGUUUGUUCUGUGAGAGGCGAUAAUACGAGCGACGCGGAGUCUUGCCGAUUUUCUCGUUCAAAUCGACGACGGAGAGUCUUCUCCACGACCUCUGGUGAGUAUCGAGUAGAUCGACGGUUUAAUUUCGUUGAAUUUGGUCGAAAUCGUUUAGUGAGAUUUGAUAUCAAUUUGGGGUUUUCGAGUUUCGGAUGUAAAUCGAUAACUGGGUUUCAAUUAAUUGAUGUAAAUCGACAUGCGCGUUUAAUUUUGGGUUUGUUUGUGUGAGAUUUCAAAUCGAUUAAGGGGUUUGGAGUUAGGGUUCUCCCUUGAUUCGUUGAUUCGUUUUAUAGUUUUAAUUCCUCAAGAGUGCUCGAUAUAGGGGUCGGUUUAGGAUAUUGUUUCGAUUAUAAUGUUCUAAUAUAUUCAGUUUCUUUCACAGAUGGAUCCCGCGGAUGAGAGAAGCCAUUCAAAGAGACAAAAGGAGUAUUUUGACAUGCUACAAUAUACUUGUGAUUCAGAAUAUGGGAUUCCUAGAAGGUGUUCCUGUGGUGGGAGAAUCAUCGACGAGGUUCGAGCCAAGGAGGAGUACGACACUCUUCCUGGGAAGAGGUUCUUCACGUGCGUCAACUACGAGGCUGAUGGGUUUCACUACCGUCAGCCUUGGGUGUUUGGUGUCCAGGAGCAGAUGGAACGCUUACUCAAGCGUCUUGAGGAGGCAGAGGAGGUGAUGAAGUGGGUGCCGAGUCUCAAAAACAAUAUUCAGACUCUGGAGGUGAGUUAAUGAGUUUGUAUAUCGUCUCCUAUUUUGCUGCAAUCACAAUUUAAUUAUUGUUUUUAUGUGCAGGCCGAGGCAAAAGGGCUGAGUGACCAGGUUGAUCGACUAACUGGGGAGGUUUACAACCUGACGGUGCAAGUUUCUGUGCUGGAGAAGCUCUGCUUCGACUAACAAGCAAAGGUAAACACUCAAUCUUAACUGAACUAGAACAGAACUGCAAGUAGAUGUUGGUUACCUCGUAGGUAGAAGUGAAUUAGGAUUGUAUUAGGUUGAGUAGAGCAUUAAAUGUUUAAAAAUGUUUCUGUUAAAAACUUUUAUAGUUUUUAAUAACUUUUCCAACUCUUAACUAGGUAGAGUACAACUCGUACUUGAUGUUUAAAAACUUAUCGAAAAUUUUUAAAGUGAUUUGAUGGGUAAUGAAUGGUAACUGUGAAUAAGUUGUUGUGUAAUUAAGUUAAGUAGUUGUGUAAUUUACUGCAGUAGUUGUUGUGUAAUAAAGCAAUGCGAAACUAGUUUAAAACAUAGGCAUUUCACUUCUAAAAACACAAACAAUCAAACCUUAAAAAUCACACAAACCUCUUAACAACAAACCUAAAUCACACAAUGGACCCUUUUUCCCUAAACUCUCACGGGUUUGUUAACUUGUUAGCUUCGCAGAGCAGUCCUACAAUAGACGUAGACUCUGCUGAGGCACCUGUUAGCUCUCUCGGGUUAGUUAAACCAGCGGAAAGGAGAAAGUGGACCACAAAAGAAGAUCUUGUGUUGAUUAGUGCUUGGUUGAACACCAGCAAAGAUCCGAUAAUUAGUAAUGAGCAGAAGUUAUGGGCUUUUUGGAAGAGAAUUGAGGCGUACUUCAAUGCUAGUCCUCAGCUCAUUGGCUCCAUUCCUAGAGAGUGGGGUCAAUGUAAGCAGAGGUGGGGAAGGGUGAAUGCGGAGGUUUGUAGGUUUGUGGGUUCCCAUGAGGCCGCUCUGAAGCAGCAAGCUAGUGGGCAAAGUGAAAAUGAUGUCAUGAAGGCGGCUCAUGACAUCUAUUUCAAUGAUUAUAAUGCCAAGUUUGCGCUUGAACAUUGCUGGAGGGAACUUCGGUUUGAUCAGAAGUGGAAGUCACACUCUCAGCCGAAGGAGAAAAAGAAGGAAUCUGGUGCGGAGCCGGUGUGUGAGGAGGCAGAGGUUAGGCCUCCAGGCAUUAAGGCUUGCAAAGCGGGGAAACGCAAGAAGCCAGACGACGUAGCUUAUGAUCAAAUACAUAGCAUCCUAGCUAAUAAAAACACCAUUUCCAGACAAAAGAUCCUUGAUCGUCUGCUAGUAAAGGACACACUUUCCCCUAGUGAAGAAGCUCUAAAGGAGAAACUCAUCUCUGAAAUGCUUUGACGUCUCAUGUGUAGGAACUUGUUUGAAUAUGAUUGAUUGAAUGUGUUGUGUAAUUGUUUUGAUUACAUUUUGAAUGUGUUCAUUGAACUUGUGUUUUCUUUUGCAGGUACCGGGUGGGAAAGCGUCUUCAAGUCACGGGUGUUGAAGGUGAAGGAAUCUCUUGUCUUUUCUCUGUUUGAAGCCACGGGUAUGAUGUCAGUUUUUAAUCACGGGUAGAAAGUGUAGCCUUUUGUUUCAUGCUACAUCUUUCAUGUACUAUGUAGUUGCUAAAUGUCAUUUCGACUCACGGAUGUUGAUUGUAAUGUUGCUGUUGAUUCACGGAUGGUUGUGUAAACUUAAACUCUCUCCCUUUAUAUAAAUGUAUUGUCUUUGCUUAUUGUACAGAACAAGCCAAACUUGAACUCUCUCCCUCGACAAACUUCUCUUCUAUUCUGUUCUUUCUCUUCUUUCUCUUCUUUAUGUCUCUCCAUACUCUCAUCUGUAACAACACACUUCGACAAACUUCUAUCUGAUCGUGGUGCUCUCCACAACUCAACAAGCUUCAAACCUUCACAACUGAACAACCUUCACAACCUCAACAAGCUUCACAACUCAACUUGCUUCAAACCACAACAACCUUCAAACACUCAACAACAAACUCAAGGUAAGUGAACAUAAUUUAUGAAAAAAAAAGUGAUGAAGUUGAUUAAUAUUAUUGAAUAAUGGGAAAAAAAAGAUUAGGAAAAAUAUGAGAGAAUUAAUAUAAAUGAAUAAUGAAAAAAAAAGUGAUGAAGUUGAUUAAUAUUAUUGAAUAAUGGAAAAAAAAAGAUUAGGAAAAAUAUGAGAGAAUAAUGGGAAAAAAAGUGAUGAAGUUGAUUAAUAUUAUUGAAUAAUGGGAAAAAAAAUUAGGAAAAAUAUGAUUGAAUAAUGGGAAAAAAAGUGAUGAAGUUGAUUAAUAUUAUUGAAUAAUGGGAAAAAAUAUGAUUGAAUAAUGGGAAAAAAAGUGAUGAAGUUGAUUAAUAUUAUUGAAUAAUGGGAAAAAAAAUAUGAUUAGGAAAAAUAUGAGAGAAUUAAUAUAAUUGAAUAAUGAAAAAAAAAGAUUAGGAAAAAUAUGAU